GGGGCAUAGGCGGGAUUGGCGGGGGACGCGGAGACACUCACACCGCCGAGCUCGGGCGCGCGUCGGUCGCUGGCAGCUGCUGUGCUCCGAGCGAGGAUGGACAAGCCGGAAUUCAGGAGACCCUUCUGUCACCUGUCCACCUACAGCCUGGUUUGGGGCAUGGCUGCAGUGGCGCUGUGCACAGCACAAGUGGAAGUGGUAACCCAGGAUGAAAGAAUGCUGCUGAAUACACCAGCAUCCUUACGAUGCUCUCUGAAAACGUCCCAGGAAGCCUUGAUUGUGACUUGGCAGAAAAAGAAGGCUGUAAGCCCAGAAAACAUGGUCACUUACAGCAAGAACCACGGGGUUGUGGUCCAGCCCGCCUAUAAGGACAGGGUGAACAUCACCGAACUGGGACUCCGGAACUCAACCAUCACCUUCUGGAACACGACAUUGGAGGACGAGGGCUGUUACAUGUGUCUCUUCAAUACCUUUGGCUCUGGGAAGAUCUCAGGAACAUCCUGCCUCACCCUUUAUGUACAGCCCAAAGUAUUCCUUCACUACACCAUUUUUGAAGACCACCUAAAUAUCACCUGCUCUGCCACUGCUCGCCCAGCCCCCGUGAUCUCCUGGAAGGGCAUUGGGACAGGGAUCGAGAAUAGUACCGAGAGUCAGUCACAUGCAAAUGGGACCACAUCUGUCACCAGCAUCCUCCGCGUCAAAGACCCCAAGAAUCAAGUGGGGAAGGAGGUGAUCUGCCAGGUGCUAUACCUGGGAACUGUGAUCGACUACAAGCAAACUCUGGACAAAGGAUUCUGGUUUUCAAUUCCACUGUUGCUAAGCAUUGUUUCUCUGGUAAUUCUUCUGGUCCUAAUCUCAAUCUUAUUAUACUGGAAGCGUCACCGGAGUCAGGACCGAGCAAUCCACAAGCCAGAUGCCCAUUUAAGAGACUGUGAAAUUGUCCAAUAUGAUCACUCACUACACAGCACUUCCUAUGUUACACUCCCAUGAUGCCUCAAACACUAUCGGCAAAAUUCAGAGCCUUAGAGUAUACAGAGCGCUGAAAGUUUUUCCCUGGUCUACUUGAAUCUGAUGUAAAAGGAAAGCAGGAGGUAAAAGGUCAUUCUCCAAGGGACCUAAUAAAAACAAAAGAAGCGGGAGCAACCGUGUGAAGAAUUGGACAAGUUUUCACUGCCACCUAUGGUACUCGGUGUUUGAGUUCCAAGAGGAAGUUACAUUACCUCUCAAGUCUGUUGUAGGACUUGGUCUUGUAGAGCCACGAGUGUUGUGCUGUGUUGAAAGGCCACUGGACUUAGAAGUUCUGAGCUCACGAGCUGAUAUGAGCUCCCUUGGUGGGAAAUCCGUCAGUCAGUUUACCUCACUGAGCCUCCAUGUCCUCACUGAAAAUAUAAAGGACUUGGGCCACAUAAUCUGCCAUGCUGCUCUGAAAAUGAAUGGAAUUCCAGGAAUAAAAAAAAAAAAAAAAGAAAGAAAAAAAAAAACCAAGAAGAGGAAUAAGCAAAGGAGGAAGAAGUGAAAAGAAAGAGAAAAGAGAACACAGGAAGGUCCAAAGAACUUCUCUGCAACUACCUGUUGCUUUUCUAUUGCUGUUCUCCUCUUCCUUUGGCUGUUAGCUUCAUCAGUCUGAUUCCAGUCUUGGGGUAUCAAGUCUCCUUCCUGCUACGGUUUUGCUAACUGUUGGCCUUGCUAGGAUCUCCGAUUCUCCUGCCAUUCUUCAUGUGCUGUGAUGAGAUUUACCAUGACAAAACUAGGGAAGAAUUUAUUGUGAAAUAACAUUGUCAACAUUAACUUAUCUAUUUAACUUAUUUUUAUAGCAUCUAGGCAAUAUGGAUAGUCUUAGAUAGUAGCUUACUCUUUUUGUUGCUGUUGUUGUUGUUGUUUUAAACAAAGCAUGCUUUCCUUGUCAGUUUGUCCCACAUUGUCACCCUGUUUUAGGCCAUUCUGAACGCAGCCUAGUAUAAUGAAAAUAUAUUAUGAAACAGACAUUUAGCGAUUUCCUGUGCAGCAGUCAGCUACUUCACCUGACAUUUUUUUCUCUGUGAGCUAACAUUCCGUUGUUCCAGAGGGGAGGAGGUAAGUAUGAACAUACAGUCCCCUUGUCCUGCAUAUAUUGUACUCAUUAGUGGAAUAUGGAUUCCUCCCCAUAAGAGAAAAUUAGGAGUUUGUUUGUUUUUUCCCUAGUAACUUUUGGUUUACUGUCUUUAGCCAGUGACCUAGGAAUUAAAAUGUGAGUUGUUUUCAUUGUUGAAUCGUAUAUUUAUAUAUUUAGUAAGCUUUCCAUGUGUUAUUUAAUUCUGUAUUCUUAUAUUUGUAUAAAAAUACUGAACAAUUAUAUGUGUUAACUCUAAAUAUUUGAUGUAUGGCACUUCCGUGGGAGAUGUGUAAAUAAAUAAAUAAACUUUUUCUCUGUGCAUA
This is a messenger RNA of Jaculus jaculus (lesser Egyptian jerboa), 2415 nucleotides long. RefSeq names its product CD200 molecule (gene Cd200). Gene Ontology annotation, molecular function: cell-cell adhesion mediator activity. The record is from RefSeq and is a predicted model, not a curated record. Bases 97 to 990 code for a protein of 297 amino acids. NCBI's taxonomy places the organism in Eukaryota, Metazoa, Chordata, Mammalia, Rodentia, Dipodidae. Gene Ontology annotation, biological process: regulation of immune response; negative regulation of macrophage activation. The transcript has 7 exons.